CAUCACCCAGCAGUCGCGUUCAACGCGACUCUUAACCCAUCCGUCGCUCAACACUCGUCCCCCUGCUCAUCUUCCAGCUUCCGACUACAUUCUGGACUCAGCUUCAGCUACGAGCCCGCCACCACCUCUCUCCAGUAUACCCGCCGUGACCCCAUCACAGGCGCAAUUCGCCACUCAAUCCCACUCCGGCGUCGGCUCCGAACUGCUCUCCCCACGUCCCACUUUCCCCACCCCCACCGCCGAAGCCUCCAGCUCGACCAUGCCAGCCCAGCAAGUCCACGCCCGCCGCACCCCCCAAGCCGCGCGCAAAGGCAAGCUGGGCGGGCGCAAGCCCGAGCUGGUCCUCGACGGCGGCGAGGACCCCUCGCAGUGGCUCGGCUUCUCGCUACCCCCGCGCGCAUCGAAUUACGGGGGGAUGGCGGGCCCGCCGCGUCGCUCCCGCCGCGGCGACGCGUGGAAGGGCAGCGCGCUCACGCGCGAGAAGUUCGUCAACGCCAGCUUCCGCUUCAUGCUCAAGCCCACCGAUGUGGUGGGGUAUGGCGCGCACUUUGCCGAUCCCGAUAUCAGCCUGCACUGGCCGAACAUUCUGCAGGUGCUCGUUCCCACAUUUUCGGCGUAUUCCGUCGCGCAGGGGUUCGUGGACACGGACGCCGAUGACGACGAGGCUGGCGAGGAGGCCGCCGAGCGCCGCCGCCGCAUCGACGAGGAGCGUCAGGGCCGCUCGUGCCCCAUCUGCCUCAGCAAGCCUGUCGCGGGGCGGAUGACCAAGUGCGGACACAUCUUCUGCCUGCCGUGCAUCCUCCACUUCAUCGCGUUGUCGGACGUGCCGCGCGCCGCGAGCUGCCCCAUCUGCGGCGACACAAUCCAGGAAAGCAUGCUUAAGAGCGUGCGCUAUCUUGACGCCGAGACGAUGGUUUCAGCUGCAGAAGGCGAUACGGGCGGUGCUCCCUCGGCAGAGAACGCGGCGAUUGUCUCCGAGGCGCGCGCGAUAGACGAGUCCGAGGCUGCGGCUGCUGCGAAAGGGGAUGAGUCCCCCACCCAUCUUUCACACAACCGCGCACACCGCAUCCACAUGCGUCUCCUCCACCGCCCGCAGAUGACGACCCUCGCCCUCCCGGCGACAGCGACGUGGCCAUCUGAUGCCAUUCCACCCAUCAGUGCGCCGUGGUACUUCCUGCCCGACGUUCUGACGUAUUCGCGCUUCGCCCUCGCCUCGCCCGAGUACAUGGAGGCCGAGCUCAAGCGCGAGUUGGAGGAGCUUAGACACGAGCACAACCUACUCGUUGGCGACGAGCUCGGGCGCGCGUUCGUCAAGGCCGCGCGAGAGAAGGUCGAGAAACAGCUCCACAAAGUCCAGGACGAGCUCAUGACGCCCGCCGUGCGGAAACAUGAGGCUGAGGCACGUCGCGCAUGGGGUGACGCGGUUGGUGGCGAGCGUCGCGAACAGGAGCACCAGCGCCAGCGGGAGCGCCGGGCGGUCGAGCGCGCCGCGAAGGAGAAGGAGAACGAGGAGGACCUAAAUGUCCCGCUCGAGUUCCUUGCAGCAGGCUCGUCCGCGACGUACGGCAACGUCGAGAGCGUGCGUGUACCCCCGAACAUGGUCGUCGAGCCGAAUCCCAUGCCAAACCUCGACGCUCGGACCAAGGGCCAGCGGCGCAAGAACAGGGGCAUCGCUGCGCCACCAGUCUCGCCUGCGCCUGCGGCAGCGCCAGCUGCCUGCUUUUACCAGUCGUCGCUGGGUGCGCACGUGUACAUGAGUGCGCUCGACAUGCGCAUCCUGAUAACCCACUUUGGCUCGUAUGACAACCUUCCGCCGACUCUCUCUUUCCCAACGACGGGGUACGACUCGGCGACAGUGAACGAGGACCUUCGGAAGCGUACCAAGUACCUCUCGCACCUGCCUAUCGGAACCGAGGUUGUCUUUGUCGAGGCAAACCUGGCGGGCAUCGUCCCCUCGGACGUGCUCGCCAAGUUCGAACAACCCCUCAAGACGCGGCGGGACAAGCGUCGCGCCCGUACACGCCGGGAGGACCGCGACAAGAAGCGGUGGGAGGAGGCGGAGCGCGCCAAACGUCCGCCUGAGGUGCACGUCGUGCCCUCCGCGCUGUCGCCGGUGGACGCGGACCUCGCCCGGGCGCUAGAGCAGUCGCGUCUCGACGCGGAGAACACGACGCACUUCCCGUCGAUGGACAGCCCGCCGCGGCCGACGCACGUGCCCGCCCCGCCGUCGCCUACAAGCUCGUUCGCGAGCGCGCUUCGUGGCCCGUCGACGGCGCGUGCGUGGGUUCGGCAGGAGGAGAUUGACGGCGCGGGCGUCGACGCUGCGUGGGCCGGGUUUGGCGGCGAGGGCGAGGCGGGGGAGGAGGGGCGGAAGAAGAAGGGCAAGAAGGGCAAGAAGCUCGUGUUUGGCGGCGCGGGGAGGCAGGCAUAGGAGACAAUAGCAUUGAAAUUUAGAC
Cutaneotrichosporon oleaginosum is the source of this 2456-nucleotide messenger RNA. RefSeq lists its product as uncharacterized. Gene Ontology annotation, biological process: positive regulation of transcription by RNA polymerase II. NCBI's taxonomy places the organism in Eukaryota, Fungi, Basidiomycota, Tremellomycetes, Trichosporonales, Trichosporonaceae. Gene Ontology annotation, molecular function: metal ion binding; transcription cis-regulatory region binding. The record is from RefSeq and is a predicted model, not a curated record.